GGUACCUACGGCAUCGCAAAUCAUUCAGACUAAAAAAUAUUACUCGUUAAUUUUACGAAAUUUAGUAAAAGUGAAGUGUGACGGAUAAAUUGUUGAAAUCGUUUAUCGUGAGAAAAAUGUGCAAACAAAAACUGAAUGUGUAAAAAUCGUUAUUUUCGAGUAAUUUUGUUCAGCAAUAACCAGCUGAUGGCGGGUGAAAAUACGGGAAUGGCUUGGCAGUUGAGUGAACAUACAUUGGAAGAUUUUUAGAGUGGUUUUUAUCACGAGAAUUGUAUAUAUUAGCCACCGAGGGAAAAUACAAUCGAUUUAAGAUUAACGAAAUAAUUUCUUUAGAAUCGAACCAGUUGAUAAUUGGGCGUGCUCUGAAGUAUAAGUAUAAGCACACACCUUGUGGCUUGUCAUUGAUAUUUAGCAACCAUUCAUAAAUUCUGGACUAUAAAUACACUCAAAUGAUGCGUUUGAAAUUCUGUACAAUUUGACGAAAAUUCGAAGUAGUGAAAUGCAGAGUGAUCUUAUACUGACCCCUUUGUAAAUAGUGUGUUUGCUUGCCUUGUUAUUUUUGUUACUACUAAAGGUUUCUAUUAUCCACAAUGUCGGCGACGACGUUCGUCGAUAGAAUUGAUCCUUUUGCCAAAAGAUCACUCAAAAAGAAGACCAAAAAGUCACAAGGCAGUUCCAGAUAUAGGAACUCCCAAGAUGUUGAACUUCAACCCCUACCACUUCUUAAAGAUGUGCCAGCAUCAGAACAAGAAGAACUAUUCAUACGUAAACUUAGACAGUGCUGUGUAGCAUUUGAUUUUAUGGAUCCAGUGGCAGAUCUAAAGGGCAAAGAGGUGAAAAGAUGUACCUUGAAUGAAUUGGUGGAUUAUAUAACUGGAGGACGGGGUGUUCUUACUGAGCCUGUUUAUCCAGAAAUUAUUAAAAUGAUAUCUGCAAACCUAUUUCGGACAUUACCUCCAAGUGAAAAUCCUGACUUUGAUCCAGAAGAAGAUGAUCCUACAUUGGAAGCGAGCUGGCCUCAUCUCCAAUUGGUUUAUGAAUUUUUUCUAAGAUUCUUAGAGAGUUCAGACUUUCAACCGACAAUAGGAAAACGUGUGAUUGACCAGAAAUUUGUUCUGCAGCUGCUAGAAUUGUUUGAUUCAGAAGAUCCAAGGGAGCGAGAUUUUCUUAAGACAGUAUUGCAUCGUAUAUAUGGAAAAUUUUUAGGCCUUCGAGCCUUCAUUCGAAAACAAAUUAAUAAUAUAUUUUUGAGGUUUGUGUAUGAGACUGAACAUUUUAACGGAGUUGGUGAACUUUUAGAAAUCUUAGGUUCCAUAAUAAAUGGGUUUGCGUUACCGCUAAAAGUUGAACACAAGCAGUUCCUGGUAAAGGUACUAAUACCUUUACAUAAGGUUAAGUGCCUGUCACUCUAUCACGCGCAGCUAGCCUAUUGUGUUGUACAAUUCUUAGAAAAAGACCCGAGCUUGACGGAACCUGUCGUUAGAGGCCUUCUCAAAUAUUGGCCAAAGACUUGUAGUCAAAAAGAAGUGAUGUUUUUGGGAGAAAUUGAAGAAGUUCUAGACGUUAUUGAACCAUCCCAGUUUUUGCGCAUUCAGGAACCACUGUUUAGGCAAAUAUCUAAAUGUGUUUCCAGUCCACAUUUCCAGGUGGCAGAGAGAGCUUUAUACUUCUGGAACAACGAGUAUAUUAUGUCUCUGAUGGAAGAAAAUAACCGUGUUAUAAUGCCAAUUAUGUUCCCAGCAUUGUAUCGUAUAUCCAAAGAACACUGGAACCAGACUAUAGUCGCACUUGUAUACAAUGUUCUUAAAACAUUUAUGGAAAUGAACUCUAAACUUUUCGAUGAACUUACAGUCAGUUACAAAGCGGAAAGGCAAAAGGAAAAGAAACGAGAGAAAGAACGAGAUGAACUUUGGAAGAAAUUAGCAGAGCUUGAGAUAUCACAUAAUAAAACCAUGCCUGCACAACUUAAUAGCCCAUCCAACAAAAAGUGAUAAUAUAAUAACAGCCUAAUUAACCCUGCCCCUUGUUAAUUGUUUGCUGGUAAGUAAGACACCAUGCAGGUGGUAAUACUCCCAUCACCAUCUCUCUGUCUCUCUCAGUUGGAGCAUGCUUCACAACACCAGAAACAUUAUUACAUAUAUACAUGUAUAUGUCUUUAUUACUUACACCAACUUGUUCUUGCACUGGCAGUGUAUUGAACGUUUUAUGUAAAUUAUUUUAUGUUACUAAAAUAACUAGUCUAUUAUUUUGUGAACUGUUAUUUUUAAAAUAUCAUUUUAUAAGUAUUUUCCCUUUGUAAAAUUAUCGCAUUAAAAUAAUAGAUUC
This is a messenger RNA of Diabrotica balteata, 2325 nucleotides long. Lineage: Eukaryota; Metazoa; Arthropoda; Insecta; Coleoptera; Chrysomelidae. The record is from the annotation of a GenBank genome assembly.